GUACCAUCAAUUUAGUGAGCCACUGUAUGGCUUUUGACACUUUCGUGGAAAACAAACGUAUCUCUGGGAGUUUAUACCAGUUUAUAAAAAAACAAACACUGCACGAUCAGUGGGGAAUCCCACCGAGAGGACCUACAGGCUUCCAAAGGUUACCAACACACAGCCCUGCCCUGUAGCUGAUAACCGAAACGGUAUGCACUAUACCAAGCAGUCCCUCAUUCGUGCCAUUUGUGGCUUGCGGAUAGGAAGCACUCUUGCAAAACAUACUCGCGCUAAACAAUAUGGCGUCAUUGAUGUGGUGGACUGUUUCGGCGUUGUGCUUGGCGGCUGGAAUUGUGGCACAGAACGUCGAAGUGAGCACCAACAGUGAACAGUUCUGCACCACGAGCAAGGGCGAGGAUGGCAUCUGCGUGUAUCAAUAUCAGUGCACGGACGGUGUGGUUAGUCAUUCGGGAGAGAAUAUCAUCGAUAUCAGACAUCCACUGGAUGACUGCAAUGAUCAUCUGAUGCAGUGUUGUGCGGAGCCGAAACAGGCUACUACCAUCCCGCCGAUCACGGACGGCGAUGCGGAUGAUCAAGUAACGAUUGUUCCUCCAUCGUCAACAGCGUCACCUACAACAGCGGGUGACGGAGAUGCAAACGACACUCAGCAAGCGUCGAAAAGACCACCGGUACACAUCCCACCGUAUGAGAUCGAGGGUUGUGGUCACCGGAAUCCGCACGGUGUGAUCUUCACGAUCGAGAACAAUCAGUUCAGUGAGUCCGAGUACGGGGAAUACCCUUGGACGGUGGCUAUAUUUGCUCGCACCAAGACGGAAAGUGCGCUCAAGUACCUGUGCGGCGGUGCGCUGAUCGAUCGGGCCGCCGUACUCACCACGGCCAGCUGCCUACACCCGUACCGGUCCGAUGUGUCCUCGCUGGUGGUGCGGCUCGGUGAAUGGGACAUGAGUACGGUGCGCGAACCGAUACCCCACAUCGACAGUGAGAUGGAAAGGAUCUACCUGCACCCGCAGUACAGUAUGACAAGCAAGGUCAACGAUAUCGCGAUCGUCAUCUUGGGCGAUACGGUCGAGUUGAAUCACACGGUCGGGGUGGUGUGUUUGCCACCGGCUGGCAUGGUUCCCUCGACUGGUACCGACGUGACCGGUGUCGGAUGGGGUGAGGUACCGAACUUUGUCGUGCCGCGGAAGCUUCCCCAGACGAUCCUGAAGAAGGCGCAACUGCACCAUCUGUCGCACGAGCUGUGUCAGCAGACGCUGCGCAAGCUGAUGGGACGCCGGUUUCAGCUGCAUUCGAGCUUCCUCUGCACCACGGCACAGGACGCGGAGAUGUUGCCGUGCCGGGGCGAUACGGGCUCACCGUACAUGAUGGAGACGGUGCCUGGUAGCGAACGGUACUAUCUGGUCGGGCUUAGCUCGUGGGGCUACGACUGCAAUAAGCAGGCUACACCGACGGUCCUAACGAAUGUGGCGUACCAUCGCGACUGGAUCGAUGGCGUGAUAAAGGGUGAAGAUCUCAACAUUUGGAGCUACACGUACGAGAAGGAGCUGCUGGAGGGGCAGCAGCAACAAAAUGCUGUAGAUCAAAGCAGUGACGAAGAAUAAAGUGGAUGUUUUUGGAAAA
Molecule: messenger RNA, 1623 nt
Organism: Anopheles gambiae (African malaria mosquito)
Lineage: Eukaryota; Metazoa; Arthropoda; Insecta; Diptera; Culicidae
Product: phenoloxidase-activating factor 2
Exons: 2
Coding region: 282-1604 (440 amino acids)
Biological process (GO): proteolysis
Molecular function (GO): serine-type endopeptidase activity
Source: RefSeq, a predicted model, not a curated record